Molecule: messenger RNA, 933 nt
Organism: Drosophila obscura
Lineage: Eukaryota; Metazoa; Arthropoda; Insecta; Diptera; Drosophilidae
Gene: Osi18
Source: RefSeq, a predicted model, not a curated record
AUGAACAGCUACGCCUUCCUAAUCGUCGCUGUGACGGCGCUGGCCGCCGCCCAGGGAGCGCCCACCCAUGAGACGCAGACACCUCAGUCUGCCAGCCAGCUGGCCCUGGACAUGUAUCACGGCUGCCUCAAGGAUCUGAGCGUGUCGUGUGUGCGUCCCAAAGCGCUGCGUUGGUUCAAUACGGCUUUGCAGCAGCCGGAAGUGCGGCUGACCGAUCGUCUGUCGAUUGUCCGCACCAUGGAAAAAUCGGAAUCGACCUCAUCGCGCUCCCUCAAUGCCGAGGAGCAAAUGUUCGAUGAUAUCGAUGGCUAUCUGGGCAGUCACGCCUUGAGAAUCCAGGCACCUGAGUACUUCCGCAGCUCCGAGGCCCGUUCGCUGGUGCCGGACUUCCUGCUGCAGAACGCCCUCACCCAGGGCGGAGUAGUUCCUCUGGCAGCCGCCAACGAGGGUCGUGGUAUGAUCCGCAAGGCCAUACUGCCUUUCCUGCUGGGUCUGAAGCUGAAGACAACUGUUCUGGUGCCCUUGGCGCUUGGCCUGAUUGCACUGAAGACGUGGAAGGCGAUGACAUUGGGUCUGCUCUCCUUGGUUCUGUCCGGUGCUCUGGUCAUAUUCAAGAUUGCCAAGCCCAAGAUCGUCAACUACGAGGUGGUGCACUAUCCAAACCACCACCAUGUUGAGCAUGUGGUGCCGCAUCACAUUGAGCAUGUGGUGCCACAUCACAUUGAGCAUGUGGUGCCCCAUCACAUCGAGCACAUUGUGCCGCAUCACAUUGACCAUCAUCUGGAGCACCAUAUCGAUCAUCAUGGGGACCUGCCACUGGAGCAUAUCGAUCAUUUGGAGCAUCCAUCGCCAGCAUGGGACCCGCACGCUUGGGCCCGCUCCUCCCAGGAGCCACAGGAUGCCCAGGACCUCGCAUACGCGGGUCAGAAAUAA